AAAUAAUCUUCUUGCCUUUUCUCUUUUUUUCCCCUUUUUUCCUUUAGAAUUGCCAAAAUGCUUUGGAAUUCUUAAACGAUUCAAAAACUGAAGUCUCUGAGGAUACAAAAUCAUAAGAACACAAGAAGCAGCAAGGAGGAUUCAGUGCCAAUGCAGCAACAAAAAAGACAGCCAGAGUUAGUGGAAGGAAAUCUUCCUGUUUUUGUUUUUCCUACAGAACUUAUAUUUUAUGCAGAUGACCAGUCAACACACAAGCAGGUGUUGACUCUAUAUAACCCCUAUGAGUUUGCCUUAAAAUUCAAAGUUCUUUGUACAACUCCAAAUAAAUAUGCGGUGGUUGAUGCUACUGGUGCAGUGAAGCCUCAGUGCUGUGUUGAUAUUGUGAUUCGUCACAGAGAUGUUCGGGCUUCUUACUAUGGUGUGAUAGAUAAAUUCCGUCUACAAGUGUCUGAGCAGAGCCAGAGGAAAGCAUUAGGAAAAAAGGAGAUUAUUGCCACUCUACUUCCAUCUGCAAAGGAACAACAACAACAAAAGGAAGAGGAGGAGAAACGAAUAAAGGAACACCUGUCUGAAAGUGUCUUUUUUGAGCAGACUUUGUGUCAACCAGAAAACAGAACUGCCUCGUCGGGACCUAGUUUACUAACAGUCUUCCUAGGAAUAGUGUGUAUUGCAGCACUAAUGCUACCUACAUUGGGGGAAAUGGAAUCCCUGGUGCCUCUCUACCUCCACUUAAGUGUGAAUCAAAAGUUAGUAGCUGCUUAUGUUUUAGAUUUGAAGAACAGUCACUCUAAACUCAAUUCUCCUGUCCCACUACCUGGCAGAAAUGAGGAUUUAAAGGAAACAAGCUAGGCAGCUUCAAACUGAUAGCUAGAGGUGAGGUAGUGAUGGGAAGAGAUGCAAGUUCUUGAUGGUUAAUGCACACACUCAGUUGACUGACUGACUCGUGCAAGUCAGGCUGCUGAAAUGGUCUGAAAACUCCCUCGUUGCUAACCAGAACCCUACGUCUUUGCCUGAGCCGAUGGUGAUAUGUUUUCAGAUCAGGACCUUGCAGGAAUCCUUGCUUUGUUUUUAUCUCUAAAAUCAAAGUCAUUUGAAAAUGACUCCAGUGUCUGCUGGUGCCAGCUAUGGUAUUAAACCAUUUCACUUCAUACGUUUGCAACAACUUAGCUGUUUCUGGAUUCACUGUGAAGUUCUUGCAAGCUUUGAUUCCUUUGAUAGCAGCGUUUCUAGUGUUCAUGAAAAGAUUCUUCUUCUCUACGCAACUCUUGCUCAUCUAGAGAGUUGAUUGCCCUUGAGAAGAUGAAACCACUUUCUUCCACAACCAAGUACAACUGGAUUGUGUAGCGUUUGAUGGAAAAGGGAGGUCAAUACCACAUCAGCUGGGCUGUACGACAUUUGAGGAGUAUUUGCUUUGCAGAAAUGAGUUAAACUCUUUGUUGCCUGGAAGUCCCUAUACAGGCGGCAUAGGCUGUCCUGUAGCACCUUCCAGAAGCCUCUGUUACUGCUCUGCAAUGAUUUAGAUAAUCCAAGCUAAGGCCUGCAGCAGUUCUGGUAGUCCUAAUUGUCUAAGCUAAUACAGACCUUAAGAAAUAGCUGAACUAUAAUUCCUCUUUAAUGGAUAAAUUGCUCAUUUAAUGGAAGGCAGCAUUACAAGUCUGUUCUGUCGUGCUUCUAUCUUUACAAAGUAAAUAAGUUAAAUCAGUAUGCAGUGGCAGGACAGUAAAAUAGUCUCAGAAGUUUCCUUAUCUGUGGUGAGUUCUGUAGGCUGUAGCUAAGCUCUCUGCAGUGAAAGGCUGUUUUAUAUAUAUAUAUAUAUAUAUAUAUAUAU
Molecule: messenger RNA, 1828 nt
Organism: Egretta garzetta (little egret)
Lineage: Eukaryota; Metazoa; Chordata; Aves; Pelecaniformes; Ardeidae
Gene: MOSPD1
Product: motile sperm domain containing 1
Exons: 5
Coding region: 151-849 (232 amino acids)
Cellular component (GO): cytoplasm
Source: RefSeq, a predicted model, not a curated record